Messenger RNA from Spodoptera littoralis (African cotton leafworm), 1221 nucleotides. The record is from the annotation of a GenBank genome assembly. Lineage: Eukaryota; Metazoa; Arthropoda; Insecta; Lepidoptera; Noctuidae.
AUGGGUAGAAGCACCUAUAAAAGUGCUUCACCGUACGACAGUAGAAUAUGCCUUCAAGAAAGCAACUCGGAUGCAGCAAGUUCUCAAAGUGUCAAGGGAGAAGAAGAACUAUCACGAGUUUACCAAACGCUGUCUUUGCCAACUUUACCGAGAGAGGACAAUAAUUCUAAUAACAGCCCGACUGAAACAAAGAGUAAAUCUAAGUCAACAACUCCAGCUAGCCCAGGGAACUCUGAAAUGAAGCCGCAGUCUACUACGCCGACGUCUCAAGCUCUUACUAAGCCUCCCUAUUCCUACGUAGCUCUCAUCACGAUGGCAAUCCAAAACAGCCAAACGAAACGUGCAACGCUGAGUGAAAUAUACGCUUACAUCACCAAGGAAUUUCCAUUUUUUGAAAAGAAUAAAAAGGGCUGGCAAAAUUCGAUUCGGCAUAAUUUAAGUUUAAAUGAAUGCUUUAUAAAAGUUCCAAGAGAAGGUGGUGGUGAACGUAAGGGAAAUUAUUGGACUCUUGAUCCUCAAUGCGGAGAGAUGUUCGAAAAUGGUAACUUCAGACGCCGACGACGGAUGAAGAGGCCGUUUCGAGCCACCCCUUACUCCAAGACACUGUUUGGAGACGGGUACCCCGUGGCACACGUUGGUCAACACGUACCACCUCACAUGCAGCCUCUUCCACUUGGGGCUAGGAAUUACUUCGGAUCCGGUUCACCAUACCAUCCGCCUUCUUACCCGAGAUAUGAUACUACAUGGUUGACGCAGUCACCGAGCGGGCUAGGGUACGCGGGCGCGUGCGGAAGUAUGGGACGUAGUCCACCCGGGUGUUCGCCACACAGCGCGUUACCCCACCAGUCGUCGCCUGUCGCCGUCAAUCCCUUUGCGACGCAUCAAAUUCAAGGACAGCUCCAGAGCCCUUUGCAACCUAUGCAAUCGAUGUCCAUGAAUUCCUAUAAUGCCAUUGGAGUCAGUGCCAUAGAUGGUUCUCCGAGUCCAGGGCCAGGUUAUGCCCCAUCUGCUGGUGGCUUUUCACCCAACAGACAUCAUGACAUAGUUACGUCAUCUGAUGCAGCUGUUACUCGAUUUCCAUUCUGGCCUGAAGGUGGAUCUCCCAGUCCCAACCCAAGCUAUGUGCCAUCUAGCAGUUUUUCUCCGACGCGCCGACAUGAAGCAGUCACGUCAUCAGAUGCAACGAGUGCUCGUUUCUCUUUUUGGCCCGAUGGUAAAUAA